ACAAGUCCUUCUCGAUUCUUCUGGAAGCUUCGUCUUCUUCUUUUUUGAAGCUUCGUCUUCUUCACCGUUGAAGAUUUUGGUUGUCCGGUGUUUUUGUUUGAAUCUGGGUAGGUUACGUGGUUUUGUAAUCGGGAUUUUUGGCGUUUGAGAUGAUGAAGUCGGAUAAAUCAAAGUACAGAAAGGAAGAAGAUGAUGAUUUGUACAAGUCUCGCGGAGACCGUGAUCGCGGUAAGGAGCGGAGGAAGGAGAAACGUUCGGAGAUCAGGCGCUCGAGACGGUCUGAGAUAGUUAAGAGAAGUGAUUCUCAAGAAGAGGAGAGGAUACGGAGACGGAGGGAUAGGACGAUUAGCGAUUCUGAAGGAGAAGAGCAGAGGGAUUACAAACGCAGAGUAAAGGAGGAUGAAAGAGGACACCGUGAACGUGAGAGAGAUAAGGGCAAAUAUCGGAAAAGGGAUAGAGAGAGGAGAGAAGGUGGGAAAGACAGGGUUAGGUCACGAGAGGAUUGUAAUGGAGAUAGAGAUGAUGAUAUCAAGCGUAACUUGAAAAGCACAAGAACUAGCAGGCAUGGAGAUGACUGUGUUGAGAAGAAAACCCUGGAAGAACAAGUAAAGGAUGAGCAGGAGCAGUUGGAUGAAGAAGUAGACAAACGUAGGAGAAGAGUCCAGGAGUGGCAAGAGCUGAAGAGGCAAAAGGAGGAAGCUCAAAGUGAAAGUAAGGGUCUUGAGGCAGGUAAGGCUUGGACUCUUGAAGGAGAAUCUGAUGAUGACGAGAAAUCAGACUCAGCAAUGGAUGUUGAUGGAGAGACUAAACCCGAGAAAGGUGAGGAUGCCAAGACGGUAGACUUGGAGAAUGAGAAUGGAGGUUACAGAGGUGCAGAUGAAGAGGAUAUUGAUCCUUUAGAUGCUUUUAUGAAUACUAUGGUAUUACCUGAGGUUGUGAAGCUUAGCAAUAUGACUUCUCCCUCAGCAGUGAACGAUGGUCUUUUGGAUUCUAAAAUGAAUGGGAAGGAAAGUGGUGACCGGGAAAAGAAAGGUUUGAAUAAGGCCCUUGGAAGGAUAAUUCAAGGUGAAGAUUCUGAUUCAGAUUCUGAUUAUUCAGAAACAAAGAAUGAUGAUGAUCCAAGUUUAGACGAAGACGAUGAGGAGUUCAUGAAGAGAGUUAAGAAGACUAAAGCAGAGAAACUGUCUCUUGUUGACCACUCCAAAAUAGAGUAUGAGCCUUUCCGGAAGAACUUCUAUAUCGAAGUCAAGGACAUCUCAAGGAUGACACAGGAUGUAGUUAACGCUUAUAGAAAGGAAUUGGAGCUAAGAGUGCAUGGGAAAGAUGUACCAAGACCCAUCAAAUAUUGGCACCAGACUGGACUGACCAGCAAAACUUUGGAUACUUUGAAGAAACUUAACUAUGAAAAGCCAAUGCCUAUCCAAGCACAAGCACUCCCAAUCAUAAUGAGCGGUCGAGACUGCAUUGGGGUUGCAAAAACUGGGUCAGGUAAAACCCUCGGCUUUGUUUUGCCAAUGUUGAGGCAUAUCAAAGAUCAGCCUCCCGUUGAAGCUGGUGAUGGACCGAUUGGGCUGGUGAUGGCACCAACUAGAGAACUUGUUCAGCAGAUUCACAGUGAUAUCAAAAAGUUUGCUAAGGCAUUGGGUGUAAGAUGUGUGGCUGUGUAUGGAGGAUCAGGAGUUGCCCAGCAAAUCAAUGAGCUUAAGCGAGGUACUGAGAUUGUUGUUUGUACUCCUGGCAGAAUGAUCGAUAUUCUCUGCACAAGCAGUGGGAAAAUAACCAAUCUGCGAAGGGUCACAUUUCUGGUAAUGGAUGAAGCUGACCGUAUGUUUGACUUGGGUUUUGAGCCUCAAAUUACGCGUAUUCUUCAAAAUAUUCGACAUGAUCGUCAAACUGUGCUCUUCUCUGCCACUUUUCCACGCCAAGUUGAAACUUUGGCACGUAAAAUCUUGGACAAGCCUGUGGAAAUACAGGUCGGUGGGAGGAGUGUUGUGAAUAAAGAUAUAACUCAGUUAGUUGAAAUCAGACAGGAGAGUGAGAGGUUCGCAAGACUUUUGGAACUUCUUGGGGAAUGGUAUGAGAGAGGAAAAGUUCUGGUGUUUGUUCGUUCACAGGACAAAUGUGAUGCUUUGUACAAUGAUUUGAUGACCAAAUGUGGUUAUGCAUGUCUAUCUCUUCACGGGGGUAAGGACCAGACUGAUCGUGAAUCAGCUAUAUCUGAUUUUAAGAGCAAUGUAUGCAAUUUGUUGAUUGCCACAAGUAUUGCAGCCAGGGGUCUAGAUGUGAAAGAGCUUGAGUUGGUUGUUAACUUUGAUCCGCCGAACCACUAUGAAGACUAUGUGCAUCGUGUUGGCAGGACAGGUAGGGCAGGGCGGAAAGGCUGUGCUGUAACAUUUAUCUCCGAGGAUGAUGCAAAAUAUGCACCAGAUUUAGUCAAGGCCCUGGAACUAUCUGAGCAGCUUGUUCCUGAUGAUGUAAAAGCAGUGGCCGAUGGGUUCAUGGCAAAAGUGAAACAGGGUAUUGAGCAAGCUCAUGGAACUGGCUAUGGUGGCAGUGGCUUUAGAUUCAAUGAAGAGGAGGAGGAAGUCAGGAAAGCAGCAAAGAAAGCACAAGCGAAGGAGUAUGGCUUUGAGGAAGAGGAGUCUGAUUCAGAAGAUGAGAAUGAUGUAGUAAGAAAGAAUGGUAGUGAUAUCUUGCAGCAACAAGCUACGCUUUCUCAGAUAGCCGCCAUUGCUGCUGCUGCUGAAGCUGCUAUGACUGCUAACCAAUUGCCACCUAAUGGUGGUGGGAUUGUUACUGUGGCAGGUGUCCCUCCUAGUGAUGGAGCAGGCCGCGUUGCAGCCAUGGUUGCUGCCGCUAACCUGCAACACAACCUUGCAAGGAUUCAAGCUGAUGGGAUGCCUGAACACUAUGAAGCAGAACUGGAAAUCAAUGAUUUCCCACAGAAUGCUCGGUGGAAAGUUACCCACAAAGAAACGCUUGGUCCAAUAUCAGAGUGGAGUGGAGCCGCUAUUACCAUUAGAGGUCAGUAUCAUGAGCCAGGACGUAUCCCGGGACCUGGGGAACGCAAGCUCUAUCUGUUCGUUGAAGGGCCUACCGAAAUAUCUGUAAAGACAGCUAAAUCUGAACUCAAGCGUGUUCUUGAAGACAUAACUAAUCAAGCCUUCUCCCUUCCUGGAGGAGCACAACCUAGAAGAUACUGUGUCCUAUAAAACCAUGAGGUUUGAAUAUUUUCAGAAAACAAUUAACUAUUGAUUGAUGUUGUGGUAUACAAAUCUCUACACAAUUACAGAAUCUUUUGAUAAACUUGACUUGGUGUGACAACAAACAUCAAUUGGAUUGGCUGGUUUCUUCAUUA
Molecule: messenger RNA, 3358 nt
Organism: Capsella rubella
Lineage: Eukaryota; Viridiplantae; Streptophyta; Magnoliopsida; Brassicales; Brassicaceae
Product: DEAD-box ATP-dependent RNA helicase 45
Exons: 1
Coding region: 150-3212 (1020 amino acids)
Biological process (GO): mRNA splicing, via spliceosome
Cellular component (GO): nucleus
Molecular function (GO): ATP binding; RNA helicase activity; nucleic acid binding
Source: RefSeq, a predicted model, not a curated record